Molecule: messenger RNA, 1152 nt
Organism: Ilex paraguariensis (yerba mate)
Lineage: Eukaryota; Viridiplantae; Streptophyta; Magnoliopsida; Aquifoliales; Aquifoliaceae
Source: the annotation of a GenBank genome assembly
AUGUGGAGAGAAGUAGAUGUUGUGGUUAACCUAGCUGCAACUACCAAUUUUGAUGAAAGAUACGAUGUUGCACUGGGCAUUAAUACAAUGGGAGCUAAGCAUGUCUUGAACUUUGCCCAAAAAUGUGUCAAAUUGAAGGUGCUUCUCCACGUUUCAACCGCUUAUGUGUCUGGGGAGAAAGCUGGGUUGAUAUUGGAGAACACAUACAACAUGGGGGAGACACUUAAUGGGGCACAUGGAUUAGAUAUCGAUGUAGAGAAGAAAGUGACAGAAGAAAGAUUGAAUGAGCUACAAGAUGAGAAAGCUUCGGAACAGGCAAUUACUUCGGCUAUGAAGGAUUUUGGAAUCCAAAGGGCAAGGAAGUAUGGAUGGCCAAACCCCUAUGUAUUUACAAAGGCAAUGGGAGAGAUGCUCCUGGGGCACUACAAAGGAAACAUACCCCUUGUUAUCAUUCGUCCAACCAUCGUAACCAGUACUUACAAAGAGCCGUUUCCUGGUUGGGUUGAAGGGAUCAGAACCAUUGAUAGCUUGGCUGUUGGAUAUGGCAAAGGAAAACUCACAUGCUUCGUAGGUGAUCCUCAUGCUGUCGUUGAUGUGAUACCAGCUGACAUGGUGGUAAAUUCUAUGAUCGUUGCCAUGGCGGGGCAUGCAAAUCAACAUAAUGCUAUGAGCAUUUACCAAGUUGGUUCUUCAGUAGCAAACCCAAUGGUAUUUACUGAUCUUCAAGACUAUGGUCUUCGUUACUUCACCAAAACUCCAUGGAUUAAUAAGGAGGGAAAGCCAGUCAUAGUUGGCAAGGUGAAAGUGUUGAGCACCAUGGAGAGCUUCCACAGAUACAUGGCAAUUCGUUACCAGAUGCCGUUGAAGGGAUUAGAGAUAGUUAAUACAGCUCUUUGCCAAUAUUUCCGCAGCAAGUGUCUUGAUCUUCGUCGAAAGAUCAACUUUGUAUUUCGAUUGAUAGAACUUUACAGACCCUACUUGUUCUUUAAGGGCAUAUUUGAUGACAUGAACACUGAAAGAUUACGUAGAGAAGCAAUAGAGGGUGCCGUCGAGACAGAAGUGUUUUAUUUCGAUCCAAAGUGCAUUAAUUGGGAAGAUUACUUUAUGAAUAUCCACCUUCCUGGUGCGGUGCAAUACGUAUUCAAAAAAUAA